CUUCAUAAACAACUCAUUGGAUGAUAUGCAUGUCUAAUAUCCAUCCCUUCUAUAUUUUCUUCAAUAUAUAUGAUUUUUUUUUAUCUAUAAGAAUCAAACACAGAUACAUGUAUCAAACUGCUUAAACAAUUGAAUAAUAACUAUCUUAAUUUCUAAGUUUUCACGUAGGGUUAUUGCAGGAUUUGGCAGAGUAUUAAUGGGCCUUGUAAAGGGAAAGUGGAAGCAAAACAUGAUUUCCAAGGCGUGGGAGGGUUGCCGAUUAACUUCAAGAAGGCCACACUUGAAACUAAAAUCAUUGUCGGAGAAUGAUGAUGAUCAUGAGAAGAAGGGUAGUCAACUAGCCCCUCAUGGUUGUUUUUCAGUGCAUGUUGGACCAGAGAGACAAAGGUUCGUUGUGAAGACCAAAUACGUUAACCACCCACUGUUUCAGAUGCUGCUAGAAGAGACAGAACAGGAAUAUGGGUUCGAGAGUGAUGGUCCCAUUUGGCUUCCCUGCAACGUCGAUUUGUUCUACAAAGUGUUGGCUGAGAUGGAUGGCGAAGAGAAUAAUAAUAACAUCAUUAUCCACGGUUUUCGAAGAAGCUUUAUUACCAUGGCUAAGGUUUUUCCUUUUUUGGUUCUUCGCAGCCCUCCACGUCUUCUUAGUCACAUGAACAAGGGUCAUGGUGCAUACAGCGUUAUGGAUUCGGAAUUGCUCAGAUAAACCGAUUCCAUAAGUAUCUUGUAAGUUCAUAAUUAAUGUAUAUAUAUUUUUUCUUAUCCAUAAGAAUUGAAUAUUUGGUGUAUACUCAAUCAUCUAAGUUAAGCUACGCUCUGUUGUUGUAGAAUAUUUCUGGCUUGUAAAAUCCAACGUGAAAUAUUCACAUGCACCUAAAAGCAAUAAAUUUGUUAGCCUUUUUUAGUU
Glycine soja is the source of this 904-nucleotide messenger RNA. RefSeq names its product auxin-responsive protein SAUR71-like. Gene Ontology annotation, biological process: response to auxin. The coding region runs from base 197 to 703 and encodes 168 amino acids. The transcript has a single exon. NCBI's taxonomy places the organism in Eukaryota, Viridiplantae, Streptophyta, Magnoliopsida, Fabales, Fabaceae. The record is from RefSeq and is a predicted model, not a curated record.